Molecule: messenger RNA, 1810 nt
Organism: Sipha flava (yellow sugarcane aphid)
Lineage: Eukaryota; Metazoa; Arthropoda; Insecta; Hemiptera; Aphididae
Exons: 3
Coding region: 43-1752 (569 amino acids)
Source: RefSeq, a predicted model, not a curated record
GUGUUUUGUGCAUUUAAAGGAUUAUAAAUUAAAACUUCAAAGAUGUGGAAGGUACCGGUGUUGUUGUUUAUUUUACCUAUGGUUGUGGAUUGCACUCCCGACAACAAAAACGUACAAAUGACAAGAACGUCCAUAAAAGUGGCCAGAAAUCUCGAUCCGGACGCUAUGGAAACUUUGGAAGUAAAAACCCGUACGGGAGACGUGGCGACCAUAAUGGUGAAAAAACGUGACGGCAGACAACAGCAGUUCGCCGCUGUUGAGCGAUCGACGUCCGCGCCGAACUUCGAAUUGAUCUCGUCGAGCAACGAGAAUGCGCCUAGGGUGCCCGAACCAGUGGUCAUACGAUCGGAUUCGGUUUAUGUGAAAAACGAAAAGGACGAGGACAAGAAGUCCAGAAGUCUUUUACACGUGGACGCGGACGGCAUACCCGUGAUCACCGGGGUCCGGGAACCAGAUGACGAGAACGACACGCAGGUGUGGAGGAACGCGCGGGUGAUCAACGGCAUUCUAGUGCCAAAUACGGCUGCGAAACUUGAGCAGCACGCGCCGAACGAUGGGUACGAUCCGCCAAGGGAUGCGUACAACAAGCCGUCGAAGGAUGAGCACAAGGCACCCUCGCCAAUGUUCAAUGGGGUGUGGCAGGUGUACAGGAAAAAACCUGCGGACGCAGAAAAAUCGCGGCUCACCGCUACCGCCGCCGACAGCAACGAAUGGUCGCACAUAACGAAUCAGCGAGAAUCGUACGACGAGAAGUACAUGACGGACAAGAUACUCGGAUAUAUUAAAAACAUUAACGGUGACGUGUUGGCCAACGGUCUUCGCGGUUCCAGGAUGUUGGCGGAGCCGCAGAUGGAGGCUCGUGUGUUACACGCACCCAGCAUGAGUGUUUUCCCGAACGCGGCUGCGUACUCGACGAAGACCGUGCCGAGGCUGUCAUUCGAGGAGAGCGCUAGGACACCUGUGCUGCAGUACGCCCAUCCCGAGUUGGGCGUUCAGGCCGUGGCCAAGUACGAACCACCGACGGCCGAGGAAGUGCAAAGGGACGGCCGCCGUCAGCAAGCGCUCUCGUAUUUCGGACACGACAUCCACGCGGAUAGGAGUCCCUUCGCCUUCGAACCGGGUCUGGAAAAGGAGUCCAGGGUAAAGGUUCCAAAAAAGUACUCACCACAUUACAGUUUUCCCGAGAAACAGGGAAAAUACGCUCCUAACUAUUACGUCAACGACGAAGCGUCCUUUUGGACACUGAUGAAGAACAAAAUGAAAACUAGUUUCGAUAAGAUGUCGGACCUAACCAAGCCGGUAGUUGAUCCACUAGUGGAAGCUACACACAAAAUCACGGGAAAUUUAGGUUUUGGAAACGGAAACCGGGAACUGACCAACGUGGUUAAGGAGAAGCUCGGCAUGGUGGCCACGCCAUCGGUAUUAUUGCCCGCUCUAGGUUUGGUAGCUGGAGGAGCAGCAUUAGGAUUAGGCGCCGUAGCGGUGGGAAGAUAUCUUGAUUACGAUGUUGUAAGGAUGAGGAAUAACGAUGAUAUUAUUGAAUUCCAAAGAUCAUUAAAUGGAUCAUAUGAACCAAUUGUAAUCCAACCUGAACAAGAAGAAAACAAGAAAACCGAAACAAGUAAAGAAGGCGAACCUAUCAAAAAUAGAAAUAGAAGGUCUUUGCAUUAUAAAAAAGGAAAACUCUAUGCAAAUCGGAAAAUAAGCAAAGUUAAACGAACUAUAAAAACUCAUGAUCAUAAACAUUUAUAAUGAUAAUGAAACAAUUAAACAGUUAAAUUAUAUAUUUAUAUUGUGUAAGUUAUUGCAA